AUGGAUGGUGAUGAGAGUCCGCCCUCAAGUUCCCUCUUCGAGCGCCUGAUGAAAAAUGAAGGCAAAAGUACAAAUACACGUUCCUGCUCUAAUACACCGGUAACGAAUGUUUUGAAUUUAUCGUCACACGAAGUGUCAGCUGUGGCUUUGAAAGUGCUGUCACGAGGCUUAAACUAUGCCAUUACUCCAAACAGAGUGCCGGUGGAGUCCAUAAUUUCAAGCGUCGAAAACUGCCUGAUGCGAAACAAGGUGCCCGGACCGGAAGCUGAAUGCCUUAGGCAGGACACAUCAGCUAUUUUACGCAAAUGCCAUAGUCCGAAUCAGAACAUGACAAGGCAGGAGGUCCAGGCAUUAACGUCUUUACGCAAAAAUCCGGAUAUCCUCGUAUUACCGGCUGACAAAGGCAACGCAACUGUUAUAGUAGAUACGGCGGAGUACGAACAGAAAGUUACACACUUGGUAAGUGACACCAAUACAUACAAAAAAGUAAGCUAUGAUCCAACAUCCCGUGUAACUUCUAGGUUAAAUAAGAUCCUAUCCACGCUGCCAGAUAUUGAUAAAAAACAGUUGCGGCCACUGAAUCCGACACCUCCAAAAAUAUAUGGACUGCCAAAAAUCCACAAACCUAACUGGCCCUUACGUCCCAUCGUGAGUCAAAUAGACUCACCCACUUACAAAAGCUCACGUCACAUGGCAAGCAUAUUACAGACGGUGACCGGCAGAACAACGAGCUUUGUAAGAGACUCAAAUCACUUUAUUCAAUUGUUGAAGGACGUCAAAAUCCAAAACGACGAGAUAAUGGUGAGUUUCGACGUGGCGUCUCUAUUUACAAAUGUACCGGUAGCGGAAACUAUAAAUAUUAUAAGACAACGCCUUAUAUCACACAAUAUACCUACUGAUUACAUGAGUUUAAUAGAGUUCUGCCUUACGAGUGGCUAUUUCCGUUGGCGAGGGGAUUUUUACCUUCAGAUGGAUGGAGUGGCGAUGGGCUCGCCAAUAGCACCAGUUGCGGCUAAUAUAUUUAUGGAAUACUUCGAGGAGGAGGCGUUGAAGCAUGCACCUUUUAAACCCAGAUACUGGUGGAGAUACGUAGACGACGUGUUCGCUAUAGUUCCCAGACAAGCCGUCACUCAACUACUAAACCAUUUGAACGACGUACAUCCAAAAAUCCAUUUUACUACGGAGGAGGAAAAUGAAGGAACUCUCCCAUUUUUGGACGUACUAGUGAAGAGGGAACCUAGUGGUAAUCUAGUACACACCGUGUAUAGAAAGCCUACACACACGGAUCGGUACUUGAGGGCGGACUCUCAUCACCAUCCAUCUCAGCUAUCUUCAGUGCCGCGCACGCUUAUAAGUCGCGCAAUACGUUUAUGCGACACUCAAUUCCUGCAGGCUGAAUUGACGCACGUACGGCACGUAUUAGAGAGCAAUGGAUACAACUGGCGACAGAGUUACCGAAUAGCGAACACGACCAGCAAACCACGGCCUCAGGUUGCAGAGCGGGUCCCGGUCUAUUUACCAUUUAUGCGAGGGGUUACGGACAAAAUUGGACACCUGUUACGCCGUAGGUUCAGCAUCAGGACAAUUUUCCGCCCAAUGACACAGAUCAAACAACUUCUGCGAUCUCCAAAAGACCGGGAUCCCCUAGAUAGUCCUGGUGUCUACGAGAUCCCGUGCGACUGUGGUAAAAGUUACGUCGGCGAAACGGGGCGCAAUAUAAAGUCGAGACUCUCUGAGCAUAUCCGCAGUAUGCGUAAAUUAGACGGCAACACCUCGGCGGUUGCGGAUCACGCACUUAACUCCGGAACCUCGCAUUAUAUUAGGUUCGACAAAGUUAAAGUGCUGGCCCGUGAGAGGAACUUCGUGUCUCGGAAGCUUCGGGAGGCUAUUGAAAUAGGUCGUCGACCUAAUUUCAACAGAGACAAGGGGUGGGCUCUGCCGCGUACAUGGGAACCCGUCUUAAUGAACGCGGCGCGACACAACAUCAACAGUGCUGAAGACGAUAUUGUGGAUAUAAUCAGUACAUUUUGUGCCCCCGGAAACGCUAAUAACAACACCAACACUGCUUUGGUAUCAACCUCGUCAACGACGCCGGCGCACCCCGCUCCCCCCGCCCCCUCAAGACGCGCCCUAAGAGCGCAGGCGCGCAGUGAGCGUCGGGCCGCGUCCGCGAAAUAA
Molecule: messenger RNA, 2178 nt
Organism: Papilio machaon (common yellow swallowtail)
Lineage: Eukaryota; Metazoa; Arthropoda; Insecta; Lepidoptera; Papilionidae
Exons: 2
Coding region: 1-2178 (725 amino acids)
Source: RefSeq, a predicted model, not a curated record